This is a messenger RNA of Erythranthe guttata (spotted monkey flower), 3600 nucleotides long. RefSeq names its product Pentatricopeptide repeat (PPR) superfamily protein. Gene Ontology annotation, molecular function: protein binding. The record is from RefSeq and is a predicted model, not a curated record. NCBI's taxonomy places the organism in Eukaryota, Viridiplantae, Streptophyta, Magnoliopsida, Lamiales, Phrymaceae.
ACCCCUAACUUCUAAAUUCAUGUGCAUAUUUUAAUAGAUAUCUCAAAAUUUGUGGUCUAAUCUGAAAAUUGAACAAACACUAAAAUCAGAUUGUUUAUCUUGGCAUUAUUUGAAGUUUUGUAUGAAUUUCUCACUUCUUCAACAGGUCGUCACCACCAUUUAAACUAAACACCCUUUCCGCCGCCCAAAAAAUACCGUCCACCACCAACACCGCCGCCGGACAAUGGACCUGACACUCUCAACUUCAGCUUUCUUUUCAGUUUCUUCUUCUUGUUCUUCGCCACCAUGUAAGCUUCAUCAAACCCUUGAUUUUCCGUCGAAUUCUAUUCAUUUUUUGGGGUUUAAACCACACAUUCAUUUCAACAACACAAACAACACACACACUAAAAUUAGGGUUUUUCUGGGGUUUAAACUCCACUGUCAUUCCAAAAGUGUAUCUCUACCCAAUAAGAACACGAACAAGGGGAAAAAGAAGAGAUAUGGAGGCAUUUUGCCUUCUGUUUUGCGGUCUCUGGAGCUCGAUAACAAUGUCGAAAACACCCUUGACAUGUAUCAUGGGAAGCUCAAUCCCAAAGAGCAGACUGUAAUUCUCAAAGAACAAAGUAAUUGGGAUAAAGCUUUGAGAAUUUUUAAGUGGUUUAAAUCACAGGAAGAUUAUGUUCCCAAUGUCAUACACUACAACGUCGUGCUUCGUGCGUUGGGUAGAUCGAAGAAAUGGGAUGAAUUGCGGCUUUGUUGGAUCGAAAUGGCGAAAGAGGGUGUCGUGCCGACGAACAACACCUACGGAAUGCUUGUCGACGUGUACGGGAAAUCGGGGCUGGUGAAGGAGGCACUCUUAUGGAUUAAACAUAUGCAGUUGAGAGGGAUUUUCCCCGAUGAAGUCACAAUGUCUACCGUCGUUAAGGUGUUGAAGGAUGCGGCGGAAUACAAUAGGGCCGAUAGAUUCUUCAAGAACUGGUCCGUUGGGAAAAUUGAAUUGGAUGAUCUUGAUUUCGAUAGCAGUGUUGAUCAGGAAGGUAUUAGUUUGAAACAGUUUCUGUUGACUGAGCUUUUCCGAACUGGUGGGAGGUCGAAUUCUUCGGCCGACUUGGGUGCUGAUGUCGAGAGUAGAAAACCCCGUCUUACUGCCACGUAUAAUACUCUUAUCGACUUGUAUGGAAAGGCUGGUCGUUUGAAUGAUGCUGCUCGUGUUUUUUCCGAUAUGUUGAAGGCUGGUGUUGCGCUCGAUACUUUCACAUUCAACACCAUGAUUUUCAUUUGCGGUAGUCAGGGUUGUUUAUCCGAGGCCAAGGCUUUGCUCGAUAAAAUGGAGGAAAGAGGGAUUUCUCCCGACACAAAGACUUACAACAUUUUUCUUUCGUUGCAUGCUCGUGCUGGUGACAUAGAUGCGGUUGUUCAGUGCUACAGGAAUAUUAGGGCAUUAGGUCUUUUUCCGGACAACGUAACGCAUAGAGCUGUCCUUAAAACACUGAGUGAAAGAAAUAUGAUUGAUGAGGUGGAAUCUGUGAUUCAAGAAAUGGAGAAAUUGGACAAGCGCAUCCACGAAAGCUCUCUUCCUCUGCUCGCUAAAAUGUAUGUUACUGCAGGUUUGUCUGAAAAGGCGAAGUUCUUGGUUGAAAAGUCCCAAUCGUACGGUGGAUUCUCGUCGAAGACCUAUGCUGCUAUAAUCGAUGUGUAUGCAGAGAACGGGCUUUGGGCUGAAGCGGAGUCUUUGUUCUACAGUAAUAGGGAGGGCUCUGGCUCGGUACAGAAGAAAGAUGUUUUGGAGUAUAAUGUGAUGAUCAAAGCUUACGGUAAGGGAGAACAAUACGAUAAAGCUAUGUCGCUGUUUAGGGGCAUGAGAAAUCAAGGUACAUGGCCAGACGAUUGCACGUAUAACUCCCUUAUCCAAAUGUUAGCCGGAGCUGAUUUAGUCGAUAAUGCGAUAGACCUUUUGGCUGAAAUGCAAGAAGCUGGGCUUAAAGCUACAUGUUCGACUUUCUCAGCUGUGAUUGCUACUUUUGCUAAGAACAAGAGGCUCUCCGAUGCAGUUGAUGUGUUUCAAGAAAUGUUACGGGCGGAUGUGAAACCGAAUGAAGUUGUUUACGGGUCGUUGAUCGAUGCUUUUGCAGAGGAUGGGAAUUUCGAAGAAGCAAAUCGCUAUUUACAUGUCAUGGAAGAAUCCGGGAUUCCGGCGAACCACAUAAUCUUGACUUCCAUGAUCAAGGCUUACGGUAAAAUCGGUUCGGUUGAAGGAGCAAAGCAGAUGUACGAGAAGAUGAACAAGUUGGAUGGGGGUCCCGACAUUGUGGCGUCCAAUAGUAUGCUUAAUCUGUACGGUGAAUUAGGAAUGCUGUCUGAAGCUAAAUUGAUAUAUGAUUCUUUACGAGAGAAAAACGGGGCUGAUGGGGUUACAUUCGCAACCAUGAUGUAUGUUUACAAGAACAUGGGCAUGCUCGACGAGGCAAUUGAAGUUGCACAAGAGAUGAAACGGUCGGGUUUAGUGAGAGAUUGUGUAACGUACACUAAAGUGAUGGCGUGUUAUGCCACGAAAGGCGAGCUAGUUGAAUGCGGCGAAUUGCUUUACGAGAUGGUUGUGAAACAGAAGCUUAUUCCCGAUCGAGGGACAUUCAAAGUACUAUACACCGUAUUAAAGAAAGGAGGGAUUCCGAGUGAAGCUGUAAGAGAGCUCGAAACAUCGUACAAUGAAGGGAGACCCUUUGCCAAACAAGCUGUAAUAACCUCUGUUUUCUCUGUAGUGGGGUUGCAUGCGUAUGCGCUCGAGUCUUGUGGGAAUUUUACGAAAGAAGACGUGGGGUUCAAUUCGUUUGCGUAUAAUGCUGCAAUUCGUGCUUACACAGCUUACGGCAAGAUCGAUGAGGCUUUGAAGAUGUAUAUGAGAAUGCAGGAUGAAGGGCUCGAUCCCGAUGUUGUUACUUUGAUAAAUCUCGUGAAUUGUUAUGGAAAAGCCGGUAUGGUUGAAGGGGUGAAGCGAAUACACAGCCAACUCAAGUAUGGUGAUAUUGAGCCUAAUGAAUCAUUGUACGAGGCGGUUAUAGAUGCUUAUAAGAAUGCAAAUAGGCACGAUCUUGCUCAAUUGGUCAGUCAAGAUAUGAGAUUGGCUUCUGAUGUACGGCAGUUUACAGAUUCUGAAUCCGAAGAUCCCGACGAAGCCUCUCUUUCUCAAUGAAUAAAGAUGAGUUGAACAAUUUCGUAAAGGUGUAAAAGGUUUGAAGACGAGUUGAACAAUUUCGUAACGAGUGAAGUUUGUUGCUAUGUGCAAAGCAGGUGUUCUUUUGAGGGCCUAAUUGCACACAAGAAGGCUGGCGGCGGGCUGUGAUGUCGAUCGAGUGUUUCCCUCUUCCAUUGCUCUCACAAAUUCAAGAAUGUCGGCUUCGGUUGUUGCUCUGUAUAAUUGCGGAUCCAUAUUUUCUGCAGUCCCGUAAUAAGUCUCUCCUCUUCUUCUAGCAAUCCUGGAGAUUCGUGUAUUUGUUGUACUGGUAAAAGUGGUUAAAUGUUUUGUUGCUUCAAGUAUGUAUAAUUAUAUGUUAUCCGGACUUAACUGAAUCGCAGUUUAUGAUGAGUCGAGAUUAUAUAGCUAAACUACUUACUGUUCUCUAA